Octopus sinensis (East Asian common octopus) is the source of this 2965-nucleotide messenger RNA. RefSeq names its product calnexin. The coding region runs from base 146 to 2035 and encodes 629 amino acids. Lineage: Eukaryota; Metazoa; Mollusca; Cephalopoda; Octopoda; Octopodidae. The record is from RefSeq and is a predicted model, not a curated record. Gene Ontology annotation, biological process: protein folding. The transcript has 22 exons. Gene Ontology annotation, molecular function: calcium ion binding. Gene Ontology annotation, cellular component: endoplasmic reticulum membrane; endoplasmic reticulum.
ACACGCGUACGCGAAAGUCUGUUCUGUCUAGCGUCAGUUUAAUCAACCAAUCGAAUGCCACCACGUUAGUUGGUGCAGACCACAUGAUAAGAUUACGUGUGAACCGGCAACAGUGAGUGGAAGUGGCUAUCAUUUUCCAUUGUCAAUGAAAACACCAAGUAUGUUUUUGAGAAAGAGUUUAUUAAUAUUUCUAUUACUUGCACUGUGUACCUCAUUUGUGCGGGCAGUUGAAGGUGAUAAAGAUAAUGAUUAUUUUACUGGAAUCAAAGAAGGUGGGGACCUUGACGAUGAAGCAGAUGAUGAUAUAGAGAAACAUAUAGAGGGUGAUGUCUCUGAAGAGGAAGAAAAAGUUGAAGAACCACCUGUUGAAAGACCUCUUUAUACAAAACCCAAAGUUGUUGGUUUUGCUUAUUUUGCUGAACCUUUCCAUAAUGAAAAGGAUCUUGAUAAAAAGUGGAUCCUAUCUCAAGCUAGGAAAGAAGGUGCUGAAGACAGUAUUGCUAAAUAUGAUGGUCGAUGGAGUAUAGAAGAACCUGAUGUCAAUCCUUUAAAAGGAGAUCUUGCUUUAAUUCUGAAGUCAAAAGCCAAGCAUCAUGCCAUAUCUUGUAAAUUGCAAAAGCCCUAUGAUUUUGUUGGUAAACCUUUUAUUAUACAGUAUGAAGUUAAAUUUCAAAAUGGUAUUGAAUGUGGAGGGGCAUAUGUGAAGUUGUUGUCUAAAGAUAAUUUAGACCUUCUUCAUUUUCAUGAUAAAACAUCUUACACAAUUAUGUUUGGUCCAGACAAAUGUGGUUUGGAUUAUAAGCUUCAUUUCAUUUUUAGACACAAAAAUCCUAAAACUGGAGAAAUUACAGAAAAGCAUGCCAAAAAACCUACAGGAAGUAUUGAAAGUUACUUUACAGAUAAAAAGACGCAUUUAUAUCAACUUAUUGUGAAUCCUGAUAACACUUUCAAAAUAUCUGUUGAUGGAACCGUUGUGAAUGAAGGAAAUUUGUUAGAAGACAUGACACCUCCAGUUAAUCCAGCUAAAGAAAUUGAAGAUAAUAAGGAUCAGAAACCUGGUGACUGGGAUGAUAGAGAGAAAAUAGCUGAUCCUGAUGCAGUGAAACCUGAUGACUGGGAUGAAGAACAGCCAGAAAAAAUUACUGAUGAGGAUGCUGUGAAGCCUUCUGGUUGGCUUGAUGAAGAACCAGAAGAUAUUCCAGACCCUGAUGCUGAAAAACCAGCUGACUGGGAUGAUGAUAUGGAUGGAGAAUGGGAAGCUCCCUUGAUCUCUAACCCAAAAUGUGCAGAUGCACCUGGUUGUGGUGAAUGGAAACCAGGUAUGAUUGAUAAUCCUAAGUACAAGGGCAAAUGGAGGCCGCCAAUGAUUGACAACCCAAAUUACCAGGGUAUAUGGAAACCUAGAAUGAUUCCAAAUCCUGAUUAUUUUGAAGACUUGAAUCCUUAUCAAAUGAUACCUAUUGGUGCUGUUGGAUUAGAGUUAUGGUCUAUGACUGAUUCUAUCAUGUUUGAUAACAUUCUUAUAACAGACAACCUUGCAACAACUACGAAAUGGACUGAAGAUACGUUUGCACUAAAACAAGCUCAGGAAAAAUCUUCCAUUUCUGGUAAAAGUGUAGUGCAAGCUGUUAUUGAUGUGACUAAUGAACGGCCUUGGCUAUGGGCCGUAUUCAUUGUUGUUGUUUUGCUUCCUAUUGUACUUGUUAUUGCCUAUUGCUGUGUAGGCAGCUCAGCAAAGGAUGAAACUGCGGAGAGGAAGAAAACCGAUGCGCCAUCACCUGAUGACAAAGUUAGCGAUGAUUCUGGCAAGGCGAAAGGUGAUUCUGAGGAGGUGAAAGAAGAUUCUGAGAAGAAGAAAGAAGAUUCUGAUAAACCUGCAGAUGAAGGUAAUCAAGAAGAAGAAGAAGAAGAAGAGGAAGAAGAGGGUGAUAAUGCUUCAGGUUCUGAAGAAAAAGUGGAGCCGGUUGAUGGUAGACCUAAAAAACCUUUGAAGGGGGAUCUUGAAGUUGAAAAAGUAAAAAACAGAUGCUGCUGAAAGUGCAGAUGAUGAUGAAACACCCAGAAGACGGCGUUCAAGAAAAGAUUAACAUGUAGCAAAAGUAUUUUCAUUUCCAUCCAGCCAUCAACUUAAAUGGAACUGAAAUGGUACUUCAAAAAUUGUAGCCACUUUCAGUUAAAAGAGCAAUUCAUUUGUGGUGUGAGUUAAAAUAAAAUUGAUUGUAUGUGUGCAUGCAUGUAUGUAUGUAUGUAUGUGUGUGUGUGUGCGUGUAUGUAUAUAUAUAUAUAUAUGUAUAUGUAUAUAUAUAUAAAAUUCAACAAGAACAAGUCUUUUUCUAGAUGGUCAACCCAAUAUUUCAAGUAUAUAAAAAAAUUUUUUAAAAAUUGCAAAUUACAGUUAAUCAACAGAUUAUUGUAUGGGAAAACCAGGAUGGGUUUUCUGUUGAAGCCUUCUGUUAGGCAGGUUUGGCGGGAUUUCGUCAUAAUAGCAAAAAAUUCUAAGUUCUUUACUAUUUCUACAAGCCAUUUAAUUUAAAACAUAUAUACCAAUGGCUUAUAUUACAUACAUACACAUAUACACACACAUGCAAAUACAUAUAUGCAUACAAAGACACCCACACAUAUAUGAACACACAUGUGUGUGAAUCUUUUUCACAAACUUAUGAGUUUAUUUUGAAAAAAAUGUGUUAUUAGAAAAAAAUGAGGCUAAUUGUAUAAUUUUUUUUUUUUUACUUAGAAUUAGUGAAAUAAAACUUACUUUCAUUGUUUUAGAAACAGGCCAAAACUAUUAAGGCUGUCUAGAUUUCAAUCCUGGCUGAACUGCAACACUUUUCUGUAUUUUCAUGUUUUAUUUUUAUUAAUUUUCCUUUUCUUUUUUAAUAAUGGAUGUGUGUUAAAUAAAAAUUGAGUGAAAGAGAAGACACUUGUAGACACAUUAACAUGUAUAAAUACUCCAUUAACCAUAAAA